This is a messenger RNA of Lycium ferocissimum, 3191 nucleotides long. RefSeq lists its product as uncharacterized. Gene Ontology annotation, molecular function: nucleic acid binding; zinc ion binding. The transcript has 2 exons. Lineage: Eukaryota; Viridiplantae; Streptophyta; Magnoliopsida; Solanales; Solanaceae. The coding region runs from base 296 to 2791 and encodes 831 amino acids. The record is from RefSeq and is a predicted model, not a curated record. Gene Ontology annotation, biological process: DNA integration.
GGCAACGCGAACACUUGGUGGAAGUAUUUCAUGGUUUGCAGACCUGAGGGUUUCCCUCCCCUGAUUUGGACUCAGUUCUAUCGGGCCUUCCUUGAGAAGUAUGUGCCCCGGUCUUUGAGAGAGGCGCGUAGGGAGGAGUUUUUCGCCUUGAGCAGAGGGGCAUGUCUUUGGAGUCCUAUGUGACCGUUUUCUAUAUCUGGCCCGUUAUUCCACUCCGUUGAUCCCUGCUGAGGCCGAUAGGAUCAGGCGUUUUGUUGGGGGACUAGUGGGCUCUCUACCAAUUCCUUGUCUUCAGAUGGAGUCUAUGGGGGCUUCCUUCCAGUCCAUUAUCGAGCAUGCUUCUAUGGUUGAGGGCGCUAAGGCCCGUGCUUUUGGUGGUGGUGACAAGAGGCCACGUCAGACUGGGAGUUAUGGUGGUUCUAGUUCGAGAGGCGCCGGUCAGUUUUCGAGGCCGCAUCAGCCAUAUUUCGAUCGUCCUGUGCAUUCAGCGUUACAGGCUUCCCCCAGUGAGCCACCUAGGCAGAGAGCUCCUGAGAGUUCGUUCUCCAGACCAGUGGACAGGGCUGCUUCAUCCGGGUCUUCAGUUUCUGUGUAUCAGCAUUCGUCUCCUAUUACCUGUUUUUCUUGUGGAGAGGUUGGGCAUGUUGCUAGGAGAUGUCCCCGACCCAGGCGGGAUUAUCAGCCGCCGAGGACUCCGAUAUCAUCUGGUGGUCGAGGUGGGACUUCUCAGAGGGGCGGCGCUCAGUCAGGCCAUGGUGCUUCUCAUGGUUCUAGAGGUGGUUCCCAGCCAGCUAGAGGUGGUUCACAGAGUGAGAGAGGGGGAUCUCGUACUGAGCGUGGUGGAGCCCAUUGUUACUCAUUUCGGGUAGGCCUGCGAGAGGCCUCAGAUGUUGUGAUUUCAGGUACCAUUUAUGUCCGUCAUAGAGCAGCAUCUGUGUUAUUUGAUCCUGGAUCCACCUAUUCGUAUGUAUCUGCAUUUCAUGUCGUUGGUUGGGAUUUGCCUUGUGAUAGCAUAGAUAUACCUGUUCAUGUGUCUACUCCGGUCGGAGAUUCUGUGAUUGUUGAUCGAGUUUACCGGUCUUGUUUGGUUACUUUUAUGGGGUAUGACACUUGGGUAGAUUUGAUGAUUCUCGAUAUGGUGGACUUUGAUAUUAUAUUGGGGAUGUCCUGGCUUUCUCCUUAUCACGCGAUCUUGGACUGUCACGCCAAGACAGUCACCUUAGCCAUGCCGGGCAUUCCUAGGCUUGAGUGGAGGGGUACUCCUAGUCCCGCUCCGAAGAAGAUCAUUUCCUUCCUUCGGGCGAAGAAGUUAGUAAGUAAGGGGUGUUUAGCCUAUUUGGCUCAUGUUCGUGAUACGACGGUUGCAUCUCCACCCCUUGAGUCUAUUCCUAUUGUGAGCGAGUUCGCGGAGGUAUUCCCGUCGGAUCUGCCGGGUAUGCCACCCGAUCGCGACAUUGAUUUCUGUAUUGACUUGGAUCCGGGCACUCGUCCUAUUUCUAUUCCACCAUAUCGGAUGGCACCUGCUGAGUUGAGAGAGCUUAAGGAGCAGUUAUAUGAGCACCAGCGACCCGGUGGUGUGCUUCAGAGGAUGCCCAUUCCCGAGUGGAAGUGGGAGAGGAUUACCAUGGAUUUUGUUAUGGGUCUUCCGAAGACCCUUGGCAAGUUUGACUCUAUUUGGGUGAUAGUUGAUCGGUUGACUAAGUCCGCUCACUUUGUUCCAGUUCAGGUUUCCUAUACCACGGAGAAGUUAGCCAAGAUGUACAUUCGGGAUAUUGUGAGGUUGCAUGGGGUUCCUAUUUCUAUUGUAUCUGAUCGGGGUACUAUCUUCACUUCCCGAUUCUGGAGGGCGUUUCAUGAGGAGUUGGGUACCCGAUUGGAUCUUAGUACAACUUUUCAUCCCCAGACCGAUGGCCAGUCCGAGCGGACCAUUCAGGUGCUCGAGGACAUGUUGAGAGCGUGUGUUAUUGAUUUUGGUGGUCAUUGGGAUCAACACUUACCAUUGGUAGAGUUUGCGUACAAUAACAGUUAUCAUUCGAGUAUUGGUAUGGCGCCUUUUGAGGCUUUGUAUGGUAGGAGAUGUAGAUCUCCGGUUGGUUGGUUUGAUGGAUUCGAGGCUCGACCUUGGAGUACGGAUCUGUUGAGAGAGUCCCUUGAUAGAGUGAGAGUUAUUCAGGCCAAGCUUUUGGCAGCUCAGAGUCGGCAAAAGAUGUAUGCGGACCGGAAGGUCCGGGAUUUGGAGUUUGCUAUUGGUGACCAGGUUCUAUUGAAGGUUUCACCCAUGAAGGGUGUUAUGAGGUUUGGUAAGAAGGGCAAGUUGAGCCCCAGGUAUAUUGGUCCAUUUAAGAUUAUUGGUCGUAUGGGUGAUGUAGCUUAUGAGUUGGCAUUGCUGCAAGGCUUGGCGGGAGUUCAUCCGAUUUUUCAUGUUUCGAUGCUGAAGAAGUACCAUGCCGAUGGUACCUACAUUGUUCGUUGGGAUUCUAUAUUGCUUGAUGAGAAUUUGACUUAUGAGGAGGAGCCUAUCGCGAUCUUGGAUAGGCAGGUUCGAAAGUUGAGGUCGAAAGAGAUUGCUUCUAUGAAGGUGCAAUGGAAGCACCGUCCUAUUGAGAAGGCUACUUGGGAGACCAAGUCCGACAUGCGUAGCCGAUAUCCCCAGUUGUUCACAAUUCAGGUAUUUUCCCGCUUUUUUCUUUUCUUCGCUCGAGGACGAGCGAUGGUUCAAUUGGUAUCUGAUGUAACGACCCGUUUGGUCGUUAUAGUCUUUUCGGCAUUUUUGCCCUUUCUCGAGCAUUGAUUAGCUCAUUUUUUACCCGAGGGGACCGUUGGCACGCUUCUCGAGGUGUCUAGAUCGGAUUCGGGCAACUUUUGUGAAAUAUAGGCUUAAAGUGAAAAAUAGUUGACCCAAAGUUGACUUUUGGGUAAACGGACCUUUUUCAAAAAUUCGUCGAUUUCGAGAGGUCCGGAUGGUCGUUUAGAACUUGUGUGUAUAUCUGGUUCGGUUCCCAAUGCACUCGGAUGCAUUUUGGGACUUGGGUUGGGAAAUUGGAAUUAAGGUAUCGGGGGUUGACUCGGUCAACGAGACCUCCGUUGGAAAUUUCGAGGCCACAGGCGCGUUCGUAGCGUGUUUUUAUGUGUGUCUAUGUGUAUGGUAUGUGAGCAGAUGGCCUCGGGAAUUAGUCGGAAAAUCGGAUUGA